Seriola aureovittata is the source of this 1740-nucleotide messenger RNA. It is a transcript of the gene pex12, whose product is annotated as peroxisomal biogenesis factor 12. The record is from RefSeq and is a predicted model, not a curated record. Gene Ontology annotation, molecular function: ubiquitin-protein transferase activity; zinc ion binding; protein binding. Bases 225 to 1322 code for a protein of 365 amino acids. NCBI's taxonomy places the organism in Eukaryota, Metazoa, Chordata, Actinopteri, Carangiformes, Carangidae. Gene Ontology annotation, biological process: protein import into peroxisome matrix; protein monoubiquitination. Gene Ontology annotation, cellular component: peroxisomal membrane; peroxisomal importomer complex. The transcript has 4 exons.
UUUCAGUGCGGAAGUAAUGGUUGUUUUGGAGUGCACUUCUUGCGAAUAAUGAGUGGUCAGAUGCAGAAGAGCAAUGGAAAAUGACCAGUGUUUGUGUUUUUGCUGUAACUUGAGGUGUUUUUAAAAUGACCGUGUGAUGUUGACGGAGCCCGGAGAAACAUCGGCGACGUGGUCCUGCUAACUUCCAGCUAACUUCUAGCUAACAGCUAGCAGAGGAAGCAGCCAUGGCUGAGGCCGGAGCUCACCUGACCUCCACCGCUGUGAACGAGCAGCCGUCAGUCUUUGAGGUCCUGGCUCAGGAGUCUCUGAUGGAGGCGGUGAAACCUGCUCUGAGACAUGCUGUCAAGGUUCUGGCGGAGACCAACCCGUCCCGUUUCGGCUUUCUUUGGCAGCGCUUUGACGAGCUCUACCUGCUGCUGGACCUCCUCCUCCAGAACCACUUCCUGUCUCACUGCAGCGCCUCCUUCUCUGAGAACUUCUACGGCCUGAAGAGAGUUUCAGGAGGGUGGGGAUUAUCUGUUGGCCUGGGGCUGCACAGGAAGUCACACUGGCGAUCUCUUCUUCUUCUGUGCCUGGUGCCUUACUUGCGGGCCAAGCUGGAGGCGACGCUCGCGCAGCAGAGGGACGAGGCAGACUUCUCCAUCCAACUGGCGCAGUCCAGGAGACAGAGGCUGUACCGGGCGGCCGUAGCAGCCUACCCGUACGUCAGGUCAGCGUGGCAGGCCUUGAGCUUCUGCCAGCAGCUGCUCUUUAUCUUUGGAGUUGCCAGGACCCAUAGUCCCCUGCUGUGGCUGGCCAGGGUUAAACUGGCACGACUUAAUGCGCAAGAUAUCAGAGACAUGGAGCUGAAGAGCAGCAACACUGGAUACCCAGCUGACCAGAGCCUGGUGCAGAAAGUGUGGUGGUUGAUAUCAAGAGCAGCGAGAGGGGUCGCCAUCCCCCUCUCCACCUCCCUCUCCCUGGGCGUCUUUUUCCUGCAGUUCCUGGAGUGGUGGUACUCCUCUGAAAACCAGAGUACUAUGAAAACCCUCACCUCCCUGCCUGCUCCUCCACCCCCUCUCCACCUGCAGGAGGAACGCAGCUGCAGCGAUUCUCCAUCGGUGUCGGCCAAGCGCAGAGAAGAAACCCAGACAGGCUCUGACAGCAGGAACUGUCCUCUGUGCCGGAGGCUUUGCACAAACACCACGGUGCUGUCCACCUCCGGCUUCGUCUUCUGUUACCGCUGCAUCUACAUGUACGUGAAAGCCAACCACCGCUGCCCGGUCACAGGGUAUCCCACUGAACUGCAGCACCUCAUCAAGAUAUACACACCAGAGAGCUAGACUAUACUAACCCCCCCUUUUAUAUUUUAAAAGGUGAAACUCUCAGCAGUCUGUGACGGUUUCCCUCUGCAGCCUCGUGCUGAAUGUUGAUGAGCUGCAGGUGGUGGAAAUACUGUAUAUUUUUUGUUUUUCUUUUGUAUAAAACAGACUUUCCUGUGUACUUACAGUUUUUGAUAAAUUUUUCAGAGCUGAUUUGAUGUGAAGCUUAAUUUCUAUUUCUGACUGAAUAUUUUAAAAAUCUGUAAUGAAUAACUUCUCAGUGGUAAAUGUUGUCUGUGGAGGACACAACUGCUGUAAACUCAGCAUCCCCAAAUCUACUGCAUGUGUGGUGCAGUGUUUUCCCAUUCAUUGGGCUGUAUAUAUUGUUCAAUAAUUUAUUUGUCACUAAUUCCUUGGCAAUUAAACUAUUUGCAAUGGA